Molecule: messenger RNA, 1789 nt
Organism: Dermatophagoides pteronyssinus (European house dust mite)
Lineage: Eukaryota; Metazoa; Arthropoda; Arachnida; Sarcoptiformes; Pyroglyphidae
Product: Na(+)/citrate cotransporter-like
Biological process (GO): transmembrane transport; succinate transport; citrate transport
Cellular component (GO): plasma membrane
Molecular function (GO): succinate transmembrane transporter activity; citrate transmembrane transporter activity
Source: RefSeq, a predicted model, not a curated record
AAUGUUGUUGUAGAUUUGAAUGUGUUUUUCUUUGUACUUUGUACAUUUUUUGAUUUUAGUUUUUUCAUUGUUUCGAAUCAACAAGUGUUAUCCAUCAUUCCUCGAUUGAAUUGGAAAAAAAACGAUCAAGAUGAUCGAUAAUGUGACAAUAUCGAAGUCAUCUAAAUGGUUGACCAUAUUGCGACGAAGUUGGCGUGUCAUAUUAGGCUUAAUCGUACCAAUUAUUCUAUGUCCUUUAUUGUUUGAUUUGAAUAAUAAGUUGAACACAGGUGCUUAUGUCAUGGCCAUUAUGGUUCUUUAUUGGGUAUUCGAACCGAUCAAUCUUUAUAUAACAGCAUUGAUUCCGGUCGCUUUGUUUCCUUUAUUAGAAAUUGCUUCAACCGAAGAGAUAAGCCAAAAUUAUAUGAAAGCAGCUAAUAUGAUGUUUUUUGGUGGUUUAAUAGUGGGUAUUUCACUUGAACAUUGUAAUCUUCAUCAUCGAAUUUCACUUAAAGUUAUUAUAUGGUUUGGUUCAAGUAUACCAAUGUUAAUGGCCGGUGUAAUGAUUGCUACUAUGUUUUUAUCAAUGUGGAUUAAUAAUACGGCCACAACAGCCAUGAUGAUACCGAUUGUAGAUGAUAUACUUCGUGAAAUAGCACUUAUGAACAAAGAAGAUGUUGAACAACAAACUAAUGAAAAUGGUGAACAACAACAAUCAACAAAUAAUAAAAAUGAAAUAUCGGAUUCGACCGCUAUAAGAUAUAAUAAUUUACGAAAAGCUUUUCUUUUGUCCAUUGCUUAUUCGGCCAAUAUUGGUGGAACGGCAACAUUGACUGGUACAGGAACAAAUCUAGUAUUUCAAGAUGUUUUUUUCAGUCAUUAUAAAAAAGAUAUGAGUUUUCUUUCAUGGUUUUUCUUUGCUUUUCCAUCGGCAUGUUUGACCAUAAUGGCAGCAUGGCUAUUACUGUAUCUAAUGUAUGCACGAUCUUCUAUCACUGACAUUCAAAAAGCUAGUCAACGUAUUAAACAAUCAGCCCGGAAAAAAUAUUCACAUCUUGGUCCAAUGACAUUCCAUGAAUAUGGUGUAAUGAUAUUUUUUCUAAUUCUGGUGGCACUUUGGUUUUCAAGACAUCCGGAAAUAAUACCUGGAUGGGCUGAUUAUAUUUCUUCAGAUCCACAUAGCAUAAAGGAUGCAACACCAGUCAUAUUAAUUACAGUUUUAUUGUUUCUUGUACCAGCCAAUUUUCAUCAAUUCUAUUCGACGAAUGAAAGUAACAAUCAACGGUUGUUAUGUUGGGAUGUAGUCAAAACAAAAAUGUCUUGGGGUGUAAUCAUAUUGUUGGGUGGUGGAUUUGCAUUAGCUUAUGGUACCGAGAAAUCUGGAUUAUCUAGUUGGUUUAGCAAGCAAUUAAGUUAUGUACAUUUGAAUCCUAUUGUGACAUUGAUUGUAUUAUCAAUAUUGGGUGGUUCGAUUACCGAAAUGGCAAGUAAUGUUGCUACGGCAAAUGUUAUAUUACCGGUAGUUAGUAAUUUGGCUAUUCAAAUGAAUAUCAAUCCAUUACGAUUUAUGAUACCGGUCACUAUUUGUAUUUCUUUUGCUUUCAUGUUUCCCGUAUCAACUCCACCCAAUGCAAUUGUAUUUGAAUGUCUUAAUACAAGCAUUGUAGACAUGAUUAAACCUGGAAUAUUGAUGAAUAUUAUUGCCAUAACAUUACAACUUAUUUCAAUCAAUACAUUGGGUGUUUGGAUAUUUGAUUUAAAUAAUUUUCCUGAAUGGGCUAAUCAAACAUUGCCAAUAAAGUUAUCAUGA